Knipowitschia caucasica is the source of this 378-nucleotide messenger RNA. The record is from the annotation of a GenBank genome assembly. Lineage: Eukaryota; Metazoa; Chordata; Actinopteri; Gobiiformes; Gobiidae.
AUGAGAGAGGGUGAGGUGGAUGUCGCUCAGAACUGCAGCUACACACUACAGAGCCCCAACGGGUCCAUAGAGAGCCCUGGUUAUCCGUAUGGCUAUCCAAACUACGCCAACUGCACAUGGGUGAUCGUGGCAGCAGAACAUAACAGGAUACAGCUGGUGUUUCAAGGCUUUGCCCUGGAGGAGGACUUUGACAUCCUGUCAGUUUACGAUGGACCUCCCAGUCCUGGAAACCUGCGCACAAGUGCCAGUCCGUGCACACUGCAGCUCAGCGUGAGUGUGUGUCUCAUUGAUGGUGGGAUAAAGCAGGGCGGGGCUCUUUGCUUCACACUUGUGGUGAAGAAACUGGAAGAUGCGUGGAUGGGACAGAUUUUGGCCUAA